Diatraea saccharalis (sugarcane borer) is the source of this 946-nucleotide messenger RNA. The record is from the annotation of a GenBank genome assembly. Lineage: Eukaryota; Metazoa; Arthropoda; Insecta; Lepidoptera; Crambidae.
AUUGGAUUUAAUUAUUUGAAAUUGUGAUAUACUAAUCUAUUUCUGCAAAAUUAUUAAGUUUUUCUUGUGAUCAUUAUCUUGAGCAGAAUUAAUUAUUAGAAAUGACGCCCAACAUUCAAACGUUCAUUAAUAGCUUUCAAAAUAGACUGGAACAACCAGUUCGGCAACAUCUUAAAAAUGUCUAUGCUACCCUCAUGAUGACUUGUGCUUCAGCAUCAGUUGGAGUCUAUGUGGACAUGUUCACAAGAUUUCAGGCUGGUUUUCUGUCUGCUAUCCUUGGUGCUGGAUUGAUGCUAAUGCUUAUUGCAACACCAGAUAAUGGCAAAAACACAAAACUUCGACUGGGAUACCUCUUAGGUUUUGGAUUGACAUCAGGAAUGAGCAUGGGUCCACUACUAGAGUAUGUCAGUGUUGUUGAUCCAUCAAUAAUAGUAACAGCUCUUCUUGGCACAACACUAGUCUUUGUAUGCUUCUCUAUAGCUGCUAUGCUAGCAGAACGUGGCAGUUGGCUGUUCCUUGGUGGUACUUUGAUGACUCUACUAGCAUCUAUGUCUCUGAUGACCCUAGUUAACUUGUUCAUGCAGUCACACUUUUUGUACCAAACUCAUCUUUACCUUGGACUCAUGGUCAUGUGUGGUUUUGUACUAUUUGACACCCAACUUAUCAUAGAGAAACGCCGCAUGGGCAGCAAGGACUUUAUCCAACAUGCCCUAGAGUUAUUCAUUGAUUUCAUUGGAAUGUUCAGAAGGCUAGUCAUUAUUUUAACGCAGAAGGAGGAACAAAAUCGUCGCCGCAAGCGUGAUUAAGCAGAACAUGUUCUCAAGUGUUCAUACAAGUAUUUUCUUUAAUAUUUCUGUAAUAUGUAACAUAACAAUUAUUUGAGUUGAAUUAUUUAAAAGCAUAAAUUGGAAGUAUAGGAACAGAUUGAAAUAAAGUUUUAAGGGUU